Molecule: messenger RNA, 555 nt
Organism: Volvox carteri f. nagariensis
Lineage: Eukaryota; Viridiplantae; Chlorophyta; Chlorophyceae; Chlamydomonadales; Volvocaceae
Exons: 4
Coding region: 1-555 (184 amino acids)
Source: RefSeq, a predicted model, not a curated record
AUGUCUGUAAGCACGUCUGGCCGGUCGACCGGCGAGGACCUGGAUUAUGUCACUCCGGAGGACAUUGCCAUACAUUUACUCCGGCAGAGUAUGUCCGAGGGCGACCUCAUUGCGCUCAUAAGGGAAGAGAGGAAGGCAACUGGCCGGAAGCUAGUCGUGCAACCCAAGUCACACCCCAAAUCCACUUUCACACCACUGCCACCAAAGAGGGAGCAGCCCCAGCCACGGGUCACGCCGUUCGUUCCCACAAACCCCUUCGAGGCAAAGACGCAGUCUGCCCGGGCAAACACAGAGCGCUUCAUUGGUGUGGACACCCCAUAUGAGUCGCAUAGAAUGGACUUCAAUGACGGGCGGACAACGGAUGAGGACCGCCGCGUCGCCCCGUUCGUUCCGACGUGUUCGUCUCAGGCGAAAGACGCGCUUCAAAUCAAGUACUACCUCAACAGCCCCAUGGCCACAACGAUACCGCUGGGUCAGCCUCAGCCGCAAUCGGAGCGGAGUCGGGGGACCUCGCGCGGCGGUUCCAGCACCCGGUCCGGGGCACAACGGAGCUGA